UCAUGGAACUUUCCCCGGCUGUGUUAAAAUAUUCGAAAUACGUGUUCUUCUUACUAUGGGUCCUUAUGGUGCUCUUACUUCUGCACAGAGAUCUGAGUCGUUGGGACGGUCUGAUGGGAGCACUUUCUCACCCGGGACUGGGAGAAAACGGAACAGCCUCCUAUUUAGGUGUGCCCUCCUUGGAAAUCGAUGCGUAUACGCAGGGUUGGCAGCGUUACGCCUACAACUCCUGGUUGGCGGAGAGAAUCUCCCUGUGGCGAACAUUGCCGGACUUACGAGAUCCUCGCUGCCUAAACCUGACAUACGCUGAGGAUGAAAUGAAACCAGUCAGUGUAAUCUUGAUCUUUCGCAACGAACAGCUCGUAGUCCUGCUAAGGACAUUGCACAGUUUGGUGGACAGAACUCCGAAGCACCUUUUCUCCGAACUUAUCAUAUUGAACGAUUACAGUGAUGUGGACUUCUGGAAGGACAAAUUAUCGCUUUCCUUAUUCGACAGCUAUGUGAUCAGGUAUAUUCAUCCAAAAGCGCGAAUAAUGCAUCUUAAAGAACACAUGGGCCUAAUCCAAGCCCGCGUUUUGGCCUCGAAGCAGGCCAAGGCCGAUAACCUGGUUUUCAUCGACGCACAAGUGGAAUUCACCAAGGGCUGGUUGACCCCGUUGCUUAGUACAAUUUCGGAUCAGAGUCUCACCCUGGCCACUCCCAUUCUGGAUGAGCUUGAUGAGCGAAAUCUGGCCUACCAUCGCUCAGUCGAGAUGCGAGGAAUUUUCGAUUGGAGUCUGAGACGACGGGAAGUUCCCCUUCCAGAGCAUGCGAGGAAUCUGCUUCCAAGACCCUACAAUGUGGCUUUGGCGAGAACUUCCGUGUUUGCCAUUCCGGCACAGUGGUUUCAGGAUCUCUCGCAUUUCGAUAGAAAUCUCAGAGGGUCUGGCGCCGCUGAGCUCGAACUAAGUUUUAAGGUCUGGAGAACUGGUGGGCGUAUAGUCCGAGUUCCGUGCUCCAGAGUUGGACAUUUGCAGCCUAAGGAUCAGGACUACCUGAAGCGGUAUGGUAGUCUCCAUUAUAUGGGCAAAGAACUUUUAUGGAACCUCAAACGCAUCGUGGAAAUUUGGAUAGAUGAUCAAGAUCUGAAGUCGAUCAUCUACAAAUACAACCCCGAUCUCGUACAUUUUCCCUUGUACGAUCUAAGUAAAUCUUUUAGAUUAUUCGAAGAUUACGACUGCCAAUCGUUCAAAUCGUUUAUAAAAGAAGUUAUGCCGGAACUAGGAGACAUUACACCCACCAAUCGUUCGUAUUACUCCUCCGGAUUGGUAAAACCUCUGGAAUUUCCCAAAAGCUGCCUUACAAUUCAUUCAGAAAGACAGACCAUUAGUCUGGAGCCCUGCAAAACAAGUUAUACCCUUCAGAUAUGGAGUCUUACCUACCUCCACGAUCUCCGAAUCGCCAAACAAAUCUGCGCCGAGGUGCAACCCGAUUUAAAGUUGGGUUUCGAUUUGUGCCACAUGUUGGGGGGUCGGCAAAGUUGGCACUAUGAUGCACUUCACAACCAUCUGGUAAGCAACACGAAGUGUCUGGAAUUGGGAGGUCAGUUCAACAUGUUUUUGGCUCAGUGCGAUAAAUCGAAUAGAAAACAGAGAUGGAUACUCGACAAUACCAAUAUGAGCGUCAUGCAAUCGGAAAAUAAUUAGGAAUAGAUUAAGUAAUCGCAUUAUUUUCUAACCUAUAUUUAUUAUAAAGAAUAAAAGCUGAUUGUGCUUUAGAAACUAUACAGAUAUACCUCUGCAUACCCGCGACAAAAGAUUCGAAAGUAAUCAGCGAAAAUGUUGCUAAGUUAGAUACAAUAUUUUAUAAACAAUAAGGAACUUGUAAUUUCUGCUUACAUUACAAUUCUUAGUUCACUGUAUUUUAUCCUAUAUCAUUCAUUAAUUCGUCUUAAUAAAAAAAACAGCUUUAAGCGCAAAAAAAUAUGUGAGCUUUCAAUUAAAAAUAUUUGUUGAAGAA
Molecule: messenger RNA, 1998 nt
Organism: Drosophila biarmipes
Lineage: Eukaryota; Metazoa; Arthropoda; Insecta; Diptera; Drosophilidae
Product: putative inactive polypeptide N-acetylgalactosaminyltransferase 12
Exons: 2
Coding region: 3-1685 (560 amino acids)
Cellular component (GO): Golgi apparatus
Source: RefSeq, a predicted model, not a curated record